AUGAAUGACCCUUUUCACCAUUCGCUGCUAAGUGUCCAGACAUACAAGACGGAGGAGUUUGCCAAGCAAAUAGGGAUGAACACCUCAAAUGCAUUCGGCAUUGUUCAAGCUAUUGUGGACUUGGUGAUGCAGUAUAAGGCUCCUGGAGCGGAGGAAGAGGAGGAGGACGGAGCAUCGUCGUUUGCUGGGAAAUUCCUGCUUCUUAAGGAGCCGUCCAAGAGCAUGAUCCGACUUUAUGCGGUACCAUGGGAGGAGUUUGAAGAGUCGGACGAAGAGGAAGAGGAGGAAUUGUCAGAUGAAGAGGAUGAGGAGGAAGAGUUGUAA
This is a messenger RNA of Perkinsus marinus ATCC 50983, 324 nucleotides long. RefSeq names its product eukaryotic translation initiation factor 3 subunit, putative. The record is from RefSeq and is a predicted model, not a curated record. The transcript is spliced from 3 exons. The coding region runs from base 1 to 324 and encodes 107 amino acids. Gene Ontology annotation, cellular component: cytoplasm; eukaryotic translation initiation factor 3 complex. Gene Ontology annotation, molecular function: translation initiation factor activity. Gene Ontology annotation, biological process: translational initiation. Lineage: Eukaryota; Perkinsozoa; Perkinsida; Perkinsidae.